Messenger RNA from Photinus pyralis (common eastern firefly), 1394 nucleotides. Its product is annotated as farnesyl pyrophosphate synthase-like. The record is from RefSeq and is a predicted model, not a curated record. NCBI's taxonomy places the organism in Eukaryota, Metazoa, Arthropoda, Insecta, Coleoptera, Lampyridae. Gene Ontology annotation, biological process: trans, trans-farnesyl diphosphate biosynthetic process. The transcript has 4 exons. Gene Ontology annotation, cellular component: cytoplasm. Gene Ontology annotation, molecular function: (2E,6E)-farnesyl diphosphate synthase activity; dimethylallyltranstransferase activity. The coding region runs from base 131 to 1228 and encodes 365 amino acids.
UUUUUAAUUUGGUAGGAAAAUUAGAUAAGGUAAACAAGAAAGACAAAGUUCAAUGCAACCAACUCCACUGCGUCUAUAUUAAUUAUUCAUUAUAAUUCGGUAUCUGGACGUGUAAGAAGAAAAAUCAAGAAUGUUGUGUCUUCGAAAUGCCAAGCGCAGAUUCGCUUUAAGUAAAUGUUUUACAACUUUACAAAGACGCGUUAAUGGAGACGAGAAGAAAGAUAACUUCGUGUCGGUCUUCCCUGAAGUUCUCGAUAUCCUAACCAAUUCCUCUGUGUAUUCGAAUGUGCCAAAAUUUUCGAAUCAUUUUGCCGAAGUGAUGGAGUUCAACGUGCUGAAGGAAAAAAGGUUCAGACCGAGCAUCAUAAUGGAUACCUACACGACGCUGGAGGCGUCUGAGAAUUUAACCGAAGAAAACUUGCAUUUGGCGAAGAUUUUGGCAUGGUGCGUAGAACUGUUACACACAUCCAUAAUAAUCAACGAUGACUUGAUGGACAGCUCACAAACGCGCGCUAACGAAAUAACAUGGUACAGAAAAAAGGGGGUUGGGUUGAACGCCGUAAACGACGCAACCUUAGUAUUGGAGGGGGCAUUUGUACUUUUGAAGAAAUAUUUUUCAAAUUGUAAAGCUUAUUUGCCACUGUCCGACCUAUUUCGAUACAUAAACAUGAUGGCCGCGGUGGGACAAGCGCUGGACUGGAAGAGCAACAUUAACGGGAACGCAGUCUUUGCACCCUUCACUAUGGACAAAUACAAGACGACGAUUGGUUACAAGGGCAGCAUACCCUUCGUGGAAGGACCGUUUCGAGCUGCUUUAAUACUGUCUGAUAAUGGAAGCGAAAGUACGCUACGCGAAGUUCGUGACGUGGUAAUGAAAUUGGGUGAAGCUUUUCAGAUUGAUAAUGAUGUUUUGGACAUAUUCGAAAAUGGAAAGGUUAGGAAACAGAUUGGCAACGAUAUUAGUGAAGGCAAAUGCACGUGGUUAGCGGUUCAAGUGUUGCAAAAUGGAAAUGAGGAGCAGCGACGGAUAUUUAAAAACAAUUAUGGGCGAAUUGGUGAUGAAUUUGAAGAAAAGAUUGUUGCUGUUUACAAAGAGAUGAACUUAUUCGAGAAGUACCUUGCUUACAGGGAUGAAACGUUAGCUUAUAUUCAUGAACGCACAAGGAAAAUGACACCUUCACUAAGGAACGCCAGCAUAAGUCUAGUGGAGAAUAUAUUUCCAUUGUGAUAAGAACCAUAUCAUGCAAAUCAUACCUACGUAUGGAAGAUAUAUUAAAUAAUUAGGGGAUGUAAAAGGUAAAACGUAUAUGCGUAAUUGAAUUUCGUCUUAUUUUCUUGUUACCUUGAAUAUCAGUUUCUCGAUACAGUUUGAUAAAUAAACAUUUUUGAUUUUA